This is a messenger RNA of Blepharisma stoltei, 1669 nucleotides long. The record is from the annotation of a GenBank genome assembly. Lineage: Eukaryota; Ciliophora; Heterotrichea; Heterotrichida; Blepharismidae.
AUGCUUUCAAAAUUGAGAAUAUGUAGGAAGUUCGCAUCCUUUGAUUAUGAUUUAGCAGUCAUUGGUUCAGGCCCAGGAGGAUACGUAGCAGCAAUCAAAGCAGCUCAGCUUGGUUUGAACACAGCAUGCAUUGAGAAAAGAGCAACGCUUGGAGGCACUUGUCUUAAUGUAGGAUGCAUCCCUGCAAAAUCACUGGCUAACUCCACACACAAAUACGCUGAGGCCUGCAAAGAUUUUCAAAAGCACGGCAUCAUCGUAGAGAACCCAAGGUUUGAUCUGUCUCAAAUGAUGAAAGCAAAGCAAAAGGCUGUAGAUGGCCUUACAAAAGGAAUUGGAUCCUUAUUUAACUCUCCUUUUAAAUAAAACAAAAAAUUCCGGUUCAAUUUAAAGGUUUUUUUAAAAAGAAUUUAAAAUAAAUUAGAUACAUAUUUUUUAUUUUUUUAAGAAUAAUUGAUUAAUAAAAUUAAUAUAUUCAGAGUACCAGUUAGUAGGAUUCUAAUUAUAUUCCCUCCAUUAAAGAGGGUCAAAGCUACUUAUAUCUAAAAAACUGAAAUUUGACGAUACUUUUCUCAAUUUAAAGGGAAGGAGUAAGAAAAAUAAAGUCACUCAUGUCCCUGGAACAGCUACAUUUAAAGGAGCUAAUGAAAUUGAGGUAGAUGGCAAAAAACUCACAGCUAAGAAUUUCAUAAUUGCGACCGGAUCAGAGCCAGCAAAUCUGCCAGGAGGAAUUUUACCAAUUGACGAAAAUAGAGUUUUGAGCUCAACAGGAGCAAUGCAGCUUGCAGAGGUCCCUAAAAAACUUUUAGUUAUUGGAGGAGGUGUCAUUGGCCUUGAACUCGGAAGUGUUUGGAGUAGGCUUGGCUCUGAAGUUAUUUUUGUGGAAUUUUUCAAUAGAAUUGCAGCAGGAAACGAUUUAGAAGUAGCCCAGGCUUUACAAAAAAUUUUAGAAAAGCAAGGCAUGAAAUUUUAUUUGAGCACAAAAGUUGUAGGAGGAGAAAGUACCAGCAAUGGAGUAAAAUUAAACCUGGAAGGCACAAAUUCACCAACUACUCUCGAAGGAGACUAUGCAUUGGUCUCUGUAGGAAGACGUCCAAAUACAAUUGGACUUAAUCUAGAAGGAUUGGGCAUUACAAAAGAUAAACAAGGCAGAAUUGAAGUAAAUGACCAAUUGCAGACUGCAGUAAAAAACAUCUAUGCUAUUGGAGACGUCAUUAAAGGUCCUAUGCUGGCUCAUAAAGCUGAAGAAGAAGGGAUUUUUGUAGCAGAAAACCUAGGAGGAGGUAAAGGACAUAUUAAUUAUGAAGCAAUUCCUGGGGUCAUUUAUACACACCCAGAAGUAGCCAUGGUAGGAAAAACUGAAGAAAAUUUGAAAGAAAUGAAUGUUGAGUACAAUAAAGGAACUUUUCCAUUUAUGGCGAAUUCCAGAGCAAGAGCUAAUAAUGAAACAGAAGGGUUUGUCAAAGUUUUGGCAGAUAAAAAAACUGAUAGGAUAUUAGGAAUCCAUAUUAUUGGGCCAACUGCUGGAGAAUUGAUUAUGGAAGGAGUGAUUGGAAUGGAAUACAAAGCGGCAUCCGAAGAUCUUGCAAGAACAACACAUGCUCAUCCAGGAUUUUGUGAGGCUAUAAAAGAAGCAUGCUUAGCUGCCUUUUCUAAGCCAAUCCAUUUUUAA